Trichobilharzia szidati is the source of this 390-nucleotide messenger RNA. Lineage: Eukaryota; Metazoa; Platyhelminthes; Trematoda; Strigeidida; Schistosomatidae. The record is from the annotation of a GenBank genome assembly.
AUGGGCAUUGCACAGCAUUUUGCUUUCACAAACAUUGUAUUCGAAAUAAGCUGUGGAACUAAAAGAGACUUAUACGCUAGAAGAUACUGUUCUGGAUUAUGCUCACGAUCUGGUGCACAAACCUUUUACUGUCAUCUAGGAUGCGUCGAGAGAUCAAACAAUACAGAACAAUACUCUGAGUGCAUAAAGAAUUGCACAACUCAUAAUGGCUACAUGUGUAAAACUGUUUGUAUUCAUGACGAAGAAGCACCUUUAGUUAGUUGUUUAUUUGCCUGCGCCAAAAAUAAUCCUCCGACUGAAGAAUGUGCAAGUGGAGAAAUAAACGAUGCACGUUGCGGUUCACAAGUGUGCUACAAAGAGGACACAGACUACCUGGAAUCACAUCAGUGA